GUGUUUUUAAUAAUUUACAACAUCGGAACCAACAUGAGGUGCCAACUUUUAUUUUGGCUAUUCUUAUUUCCUACGUUUUUUGAGAAAGGUCUGUUGUCGAUCUCGUGGAAGGAUCAACUAGAGCGAUUCGGAGGGAUCGGAGAACCCAUUAUACCGGAUCCGCGUGAUCAAAUUCCGGAACCUGUUCGAACUCCGGAACCUGUUCGAACUCCGGAACCUGUUCGAACUCCGAAACCUGUUCAAACUCCGGAACCUGUUCAAACUCCGGAACCUGUUCAAACUCCGGAACCUGUUCAAACUCCGGAACCUGUUCAAACUCCGGAACCUGUUCAAACAAGAUUUGAGCCUAUAGUGCUCAAUUUUGAUUGGAGAGACAAAGGAAUAGUGACCAACGUGAAAAAUCAAAAGAAAUGCCAUAAUGCUGAUUGGGCUUUUUCUGCAAUCGGAGCUUUGGAAGGUCAAUUAAUGAAAAAAAAUAAGAUAAGUAUAGAACUCAGCGCACAAGAACUAAUAGAUUGCUCCAAGAAGGAUGGAAAUUAUGGUUGCAAGGGUGGUAGUGCACAAAAAGCAUUCGAUUACAUUAUGGAUAAUGGAAUUUCAACUGAAAAAACAUAUCCAUACAGCGGCACAGAGUCGGACACCUGUCUCAACAAAUCGAGAGAAAAAAUUGCUAAAAGUUACUACAUAAGAUCUGAAGUAAUCGAUAGUACAAAUAAUUCUGAAUCAAAGAUGAAAGAAACGCUCAAGAAACACGGACCUAUACUAGCCAUCAUUGAUGGUUCUCUAGAUUCUUUCAAAAACUAUAAAGGCGGAAUUUAUCAGGACGAAAAGUGCGCUAAAUCUGGAAAACACAAUGUUCUGAUCGUCGGUUAUGACGAGACAAAGCAAAAAGAAAAGUACUGGAUUGUUAGAAAUUCGUGGGGUGAAGAUUGGGGUGAAAAGGGGUACUUUAGAAUAGCUCGUGAAAAAAAUAAUACUUGUGGAAUUGCCAGCAAUGCAACUUACAUUGCACUUCUGAGGCGUGCUCAAAUUUUAAUUAGUUUAUUUUGAAUUUAUUUAUUCUUUUUUCUGUUCUCAUGAUUG
Messenger RNA from Planococcus citri (citrus mealybug), 1083 nucleotides. RefSeq names its product procathepsin L-like. Gene Ontology annotation, molecular function: cysteine-type endopeptidase activity. The transcript is spliced from 4 exons. The record is from RefSeq and is a predicted model, not a curated record. Bases 34 to 1050 code for a protein of 338 amino acids. NCBI's taxonomy places the organism in Eukaryota, Metazoa, Arthropoda, Insecta, Hemiptera, Pseudococcidae. Gene Ontology annotation, cellular component: lysosome.